AUGGCGGAGAAGGGGCCCUCGGGGAAGGGGGGCGGGGUGUGGGCGCUGCUGGGCGGGGGGCUGCUGAUGGCGUCGGUGGUGGCGGGGAACGCGCUGGUCUGCCUCAGCGUGGCGGCGGAGCGGGCCCUGCGGACCCCCACCAACCGCUUCGUCGUCAGCCUGGCCCUGGCCGACCUCCUCCUCGCCCUCCUCGUCCUGCCGCUCUUCAUCUACUCCGAGUUCCAGGGCGGGGUGUGGACGCUGGGCACGCGGCUCUGUGACGCGCUGAUGGCCAUGGACGUGAUGCUCUGCACGGCCUCCAUCUUCAACCUCUGCGCCAUCAGCGUGGACAGGUUCGUCGCCGUGUCGGUCCCCCUGAACUACGGCCGGCAGCGGAUGGACCGUCGUCAGGCGGUGUUGCUGGGCACGCCCUGGGCCCUGUCCCUGGCCUUGGCGGCCCCGGUGCUGCUGGGCCUGAACGACCGGGCCGGACGGGACCCGCGCCGGUGCCAGCUGGAGGACCGGGACUACGUCAUCUACUCCUCCGUCUGCUCCUUCUUCGUGCCCUGCCCGCUCCUCCUCCUCCUCUACUGUGCCACGUGCCGCGGCCUGCGCCGCUGGGAGGAGGCGCGGAGGGCCAAGCUCCGCCGCGGCCCGGGCGCCGCCCGCCGGCCCCCGCCCCCCGGCCCCAUCCGCACCGUGUGCCGCCCGGGCCCGACGCCCGCCGGGCCCCGGAGGAAGCGGGUCGGGAUCACGGGGCGGGAGAGGAAGGCCAUGCGGGUGCUGCCCAUCGUCGUCGGGGCCUUCCUGUUGUGCUGGACGCCCUUCUUCGUGGUGCACAUCACGCGGGUGGUGUGCGCGUCCUGCGCCGUCCCGCGCCAACUGGUCAGCAGCGUCACGUGGCUGGGCUACGUCAACAGCGCCCUCAACCCCAUCAUCUACACCGUCUUCAACGCCGAGUUCAGGAACUAUUUCCGCAAAGUGCUGCACCUGACCUGCUAGGGCGAGGGGCGGGCGAGGCCCGGGCCGGGAGCCGGACCCCGGGGGAGGCGGAAGCUCAUCAAAGGGCACUCUGGUCUUCUCUCCCGGGGUUUCAGUCGUCCGAUCGUAUUUAUU
Molecule: messenger RNA, 1095 nt
Organism: Ornithorhynchus anatinus (platypus)
Lineage: Eukaryota; Metazoa; Chordata; Mammalia; Monotremata; Ornithorhynchidae
Gene: DRD4
Product: dopamine receptor D4
Exons: 4
Coding region: 1-981 (326 amino acids)
Biological process (GO): adenylate cyclase-inhibiting dopamine receptor signaling pathway; adenylate cyclase-activating adrenergic receptor signaling pathway
Cellular component (GO): plasma membrane
Molecular function (GO): G protein-coupled receptor activity; dopamine neurotransmitter receptor activity, coupled via Gi/Go
Source: RefSeq, a predicted model, not a curated record